This is a messenger RNA of Crotalus tigris (Tiger rattlesnake), 1332 nucleotides long. Its product is annotated as olfactory receptor 6X1-like. The transcript has 2 exons. Gene Ontology annotation, biological process: G protein-coupled receptor signaling pathway. Lineage: Eukaryota; Metazoa; Chordata; Lepidosauria; Squamata; Viperidae. Gene Ontology annotation, cellular component: membrane. Gene Ontology annotation, molecular function: olfactory receptor activity; G protein-coupled receptor activity. Bases 292 to 1332 code for a protein of 346 amino acids. The record is from RefSeq and is a predicted model, not a curated record.
AUUAAGAUUUGCUUCAAAACUCAUUUGUGGCUUAGGGAAGUAUGACUAAAAGUAUACCAGAGCUGUAAAGAACCCAUUGUUAUGCAGCAUCAUGGAUGGAACCAUAACAUUUAAGUAAAAUCUAUAUAUUUUCUCCUUUUUUGCAGGUUAUGGGGCACAGUUGGCUGUAGCCCUCUAUUUUCUUCCAUCUUGCAGAGUGCCUUGAGUUUUGAACUCCUUUCUUAUAUGUGUGUGUUUUAUUUUCUUUAAAUCUCAGAAAAGCUUAUUGUUGAUGGAAAGGUGGAAUUCUGUAUGAUAGAGCUUGGAAAAAUUGCCUUUUAUUCUGUGAGUACACUUCAUCUUCAGCACCUGAACAGUAUUUCUUUUUAUAGGCAAAAGAUAUCCCUGCAAAUGUAUCAGAUAAAUCAGACUGUGGUCACUGAGUUUAUCCUGCAAGGGUUUCCAGGCUCGGCUGAGUUGCAGAAAUAUCUCUUCGUCCCGAUUCUUUUUAUCUACCUCCUCACAAUCACUGGAAACAUCCUGAUCAUUGUCAUUGUUGCCCAUGAUCCUCAUCUCCAUAAUCCCAUGUACUUCUUCUUGGGGAAUUUUUCUUCCUUGGAGAUCUUCUAUGUCACCACCUUGUCACCCAAGAUGUUGGCUCACUUUUUAGCAGAGAAAAAGUCCAUUUGUUUCUACUGUUGCAUCUCUCAAGCUUUUUUCCAUUUCUUCCUCGGAGCCACAGAAUUUUGCCUUCUUGCUUCAAUGUCCUUUGACCGCUACAUUGCCAUCUGCAAACCAUUGUAUUACAACAGCAUCAUGAAUUUCAGACUUUGUCUCCAACUAGCCUUGGGCUCAUGGUUGGGAGGGUUAUUCACUGUCAUUGUCCAGAUGGUUUUACUAUGCCUGCUCCCGUUUUGUGGUCCCAAUAUGAUCAACCACUUCUACUGUGAUGUGACCCCCUUACUGAGUUUAGUUUGUGCUAAUACAUAUCUGCUUGAACAGAUGGUGUUAUUGGGAUCAGUCCUUCUUCUGUUCAGUACCUUCCUAUUCACUGCCAUCUCAUAUAGCUUGAUCAUCUUCACCAUAAUGCACAUCUCUUCGUCUUCAGGGAGACAGAAGGCUUUCUCUACUUGUGUUGCCCACCUUACAGUUGUAUCCAUCCAGUAUGGAACUGUAAUGUUCAUGUACGUUAAGCCCAAUGCCAACUCUUCUUUGGAAAUAAACAAGGUGGUUUCUGUACUUAAUACCAUUGUAACCCCUCUGCUCAACCCUUUCAUCUACACUCUGAGGAACAAAGAUGUCAAAGAAGCUUUGAAGAAAAUGAUAUGUACUAAAGAUAAAAUGUUUCAUUGA